Messenger RNA from Toxorhynchites rutilus septentrionalis, 1026 nucleotides. RefSeq lists its product as uncharacterized. The transcript has 4 exons. Bases 122 to 943 code for a protein of 273 amino acids. NCBI's taxonomy places the organism in Eukaryota, Metazoa, Arthropoda, Insecta, Diptera, Culicidae. The record is from RefSeq and is a predicted model, not a curated record.
AACUGCUUUUUCGGGAACAAAGAUCUUGCACAUAGAAUCCUUGUUAUUAUUGUUUACCUUGAAAUAUUUUCGAAUAAAAGACUGUGCCGUAUAUAACGCUCGUUCAGUUAUUGCCGUGAAGAUGAAAGGAUCGUUUCUACCACUGCUCCUCGCGUACUUCGCUACCACAGGGUUGGCAUGUCAACAGCCCACCCGGCAUUAUAUUUCUAUGGGAUGUACUCCCAGUGAGCAGAAAGACGAGGAAGGGUGCCCCCUAAGCUAUGAUUGUCCCAACUUGAAAAACCGCCAGAAUGAUAAGUGUUAUCUCUAUGGAAAGACAUAUUCCUUCGGGGAUUCCGUGCCAAUGGAAGAAACAUCAUCUUCUUGUAUCGCUGGACUCGGUUGUAUCCCCGAUGGUCUUAACUCCCGAUUCAUCUAUGCACACAUAGAUUGUGCAGAGUUUUUCCGUCCGUACAAACCGGAUUGCGUUCGACAGUAUGCACCAAACAAAUGUUGUUCAUCAGGUGAGGUUUGUGGAGAAGUUAGAGAUAAGCUGGCCAAGUGCACAGUAGGUGGGCACACCUACUAUGAGGGAGAACGAAUGCCCGUUCCAGACAAUCCGUGUAAAUCAUGUAUCUGCUCGGGAAGCUAUGACAAACAUAAGUUCAACUGCAAAGAACAUUGUUACGAGACGAAAUGCACAUUUGAGAUUUACAAUAAGGACAAAUUGUUCCAAGGAGCCGUUCCAGUUUACAAGGAUGGAGUCUGCUGUCCUUGGAGUUGGAGAUUACCCGCUGAUACUGAUAAACUGGUGAAAGGAGCGAACAGCAAUCCCGAGCUGCAAUGUAAAUAUGGAAAACUCACAUUGAAUGUGGGUGAUUCAUUGGAGCCUUUCUCUGACACCGAUGGAACCGUCAAAUGUAGUUGUGCAAUUCCUCCUUUGGUACAUUGCAAGUUAGGUUGAAAAGAAAACUGAUCCAAAGGACAACAGUACAGAAGGUGAAAUCUUUUUAAAAAAUGAAAUAAUAAAACGAUUAUUCAAGUGAA